UGUCGGCUGAUUGCGCACACUGCUGGAGAGCCGAGGUUUAAUUCCUGCUGCGGUUUCUUCUCAGCCUGAGGACUUCUCUCUGCAAACAUGAGCACCGGAGCAGGAACCCCGUACAUCGGCAGCAAAAUCAGUCUGAUAUCCAAGGCGCAGAUCCGCUACGAAGGAAUUCUGUCCUCCGUCGACACAGACCGGUCCACAGUCGCUUUGGCCAAAGUGAAAUCCUACGGGACAGAGGACAGACACACUAACCGACCAGUGCCACCAAAAGACGAAAUUUAUGAAUACAUCAUUUUCAGGGGAAGUGAUAUCAAGGAUAUCACUGUGUCCGAGCCACCGAAAUCACACCAUGGACUGCCCCGUGACCCUGCCAUUGUGCAGUCAUCCAUUGGCGGCUCCUCUGCAGCGUAUCACCCGCGAUGGAGUCCAUACAGGGACAUGAUGCCCACCUACAACCAGCUGGCAGCUAGUUCUCUACUCAACCAGCAGUACAAUGCAGCACUAGGCCUAGUACCAGGACUCCAUGGCAUCCCUGUCAGAAGAGCCCCCAUGGUCGAGCAGGCCGUCCAGACCGUGCCACUGGUCAGUGCUGCCCAGAAAAGAGGAAAAGCUUCAACCCAGCCUCUGAGCAGACAGCCUGUUCGCCCAACCCAACUCUCCGGUUCCCAGCUUCAGAAGGAGAAUGUACCCACCAAGCGGGCACCAUCCCAGCCAACUGCAGCCAAGAUUCAAAGCCAACCUACAGAGAACCAGAAGCCAAGGCAAAAACAAGGCAGUCGCAGGUCCAGGAAUCGAAGCAGAGGCCAACUUAUUGUUAAAAACUCCAAGGCUACAACUCUGCAGUUUGACUCUGACUUUGAUUUUGAAACUGCAAACGCUCAGUUUAAAGAUGAUCUUACAAAGGAGAUUGUAGUUGAGAAGGUGGAGACUGAAGAGGCCCCAGAAACUCCGGCUAUGGAGGCGGAAACUACUGCUGAUAAAUACUACGACAAAACCAAAUGCUUCUUUGACAACAUCUCCUCAGACCUGAAGCCCAGGAGAACAACAUGGGCAGAGGAGAAGAAGUUGAACAUGGAAACAUUUGGAGUGCCCGGCCGCUUCCUGAGAGGCAGGGGAUUUAGAGGCCGAGGGAACCGGGGCCAGAGUGCCACUGAGCAGCGACCCCUCCCAAAAGUUGGCAGUGGGAGAGUGUAAAGGCUUUUCUUUGUCUUUUUCUUCCAAAUUUCUGUAAAUAAUAUUGUAGUUUUCUACUAAUCAAAAAGUACCUCCCUAUUUUCCCCCUUUUUUGAAGCACUAGUAGCAAUUUUUUUUUCUCGUUAUCCCCAAUGUACUUUGAACCCUUGUAUGAAAUGGAAGAGUAAUUUAUUUUUAAUCCAGCAGCUGUGCACUAAAAGCAAAUGUAUUCAUUGGUAGUUGGUUUGGAAGCAUGCAACGUGCACUUUAUUUGAACAGGCCAGCAGACAUGCAUUUAAUUCCUUUUUUUUACUAAAUGUAUUGAAUGUCUCUGACCUGACUCCAAAUGUAACUCCAGACUGUUCUGAGGACUGAAAGCUGGAUGGACAGACAGCUGUGCUUCAUUUUUCUUCUUUUUUUUUUCUUGUAAAAAUAAACUGUGGAGAAAUUAACAGUUGCUAUUAAAUAACAAACUUAACAGAC
Hippoglossus stenolepis (Pacific halibut) is the source of this 1653-nucleotide messenger RNA. RefSeq names its product protein LSM14 homolog B. Gene Ontology annotation, molecular function: mRNA binding. NCBI's taxonomy places the organism in Eukaryota, Metazoa, Chordata, Actinopteri, Pleuronectiformes, Pleuronectidae. Bases 88 to 1191 code for a protein of 367 amino acids. The record is from RefSeq and is a predicted model, not a curated record. The transcript is spliced from 8 exons.